AUGGCGGAGGACACGAGAGAGGACGCUGUCGGGGCUGCGCCAGUGGGUGCCGGACCACCCGUGUUUCCAAAGGGCGUUGUUCUAGACAAAGACGGCAAGCCCUGCCGAUCAUGUACAUCUGGUGCCGCGUUUUCCGCGUGGGCGGCGCAAACUAAGCACAAAGUCAAGAGCGACAAAACCACCACAGCGGCACCGACCACGAAGACCAUGGCCACGACCGAACCCGCCCCCGACUCUCGCGCCGACUGCCCGCCCGACGUGGAGAUUCUGGGCCGCAGCUCGUGGACACUGCUGCACACCAUUGCAGCGACAUACCCGGACACGCCGUCGCGGACGCAGCAGGCCGACAUGCUGCGCUUCGUGGACCUGUUUGCGAAGCUGUACCCGUGCUGGGUGUGCGCCGACGACUUCCAGGCAUACAUGGCCCGGCGCGUGCCCAAGGUGGCGAGCCGCGACGACUUUGGGCAGUGGCUGUGCGGCGCGCACAACGACGUCAACCGCAAGCUCGGCAAAGAGGUGUUUGACUGCUCUAGGUGGCUGGAGCGGUGGAAGACGGGGCCCAAGGACGGCCGAUGCGAUUAA
Molecule: messenger RNA, 582 nt
Organism: Cordyceps militaris CM01
Lineage: Eukaryota; Fungi; Ascomycota; Sordariomycetes; Hypocreales; Cordycipitaceae
Product: augmenter of liver regeneration
Exons: 2
Coding region: 1-582 (193 amino acids)
Cellular component (GO): mitochondrion
Molecular function (GO): flavin-dependent sulfhydryl oxidase activity; flavin adenine dinucleotide binding
Source: RefSeq, a predicted model, not a curated record